CUUAGCUCACCUGGAAAUAAGAAAGGCAUCAGACCUGAGCAUAGCCAGCUCUCUCCUCUCAUGCUAAAUGUGUGGGGGAAGGGAAGAGAGUACAGUAGGUCCCCUCGCCCUCCUCCUCAGUGCGAUUUUACCACAGGCGUGUGUGAUCAACUGGUGCUGGGGCUUAGCUAAGCCAUUUUAGCCUCAAUCCUACUAGAAUCAACCAAAGAGAAUAUCUAUGACUCGUUUCGUUGUUGUCCAGCCCAGGCUGGAGCGCAGUGGCGCAAUCUUGGCUCACUGCAACCUCUGCCUCUGGGUUCAAGCGAUCCUUCCACCUCAGCCUCCCAAGUAGCUGGGACUGCAGGCAUGUGCUAUCACGACUGGCUAUCACGUGUGCUAUCACGACAUGGUUUCACCAUGUUGGCCAGGCUGGUCUCCAACUCCUGACCUCAAGUGAUCUACCCGCUUCAGCCUCCCAAAGCGCUGCGAUUGUAGGCGUGAGCCACCGUGCCCCAUCAGAGAAUCUCUGUGACAGUUCCUUGCUUACCUGGGUCUUGGCUUUCCCCAGGAGGUUAGAUCUAGGGAUGGCCAGCAACUAGAUGACCUUUAACCUCCUUAAAAACUGUAAUUAAGUUUUAUAAUUAAGUUUUGGUAUUAAAAUGUAUUAUUAAAUAUCAUGAAAAUAUUAUUUAUUCAUUAUAAAGGGAUUUUAAAGGAUAGUAGUUAAAAGUAUAUAAAUGACUUAUAAUCCUGUUCCCCAGAGAUAACCAUUUUAGUGUUUCUUUCCAAGCUUUUUCUUAUGCACAUACGUAAACAGUGCACACAGGAUCUGACUGUGGGUACUGUUCGGGGGGCAUGUUAUUUAGAUUCCACAAUGUAUCAAGCCAUUUUGUAUGUCAGUAAAUAGAAAUCUAUAUCACCAUUUUUACAGACUGUCUACUCUGUGGAUAUAAUAGCAUACAUGAUUCACUUAAUGCCCUAAUGAUGGACAUUUAGCAUAUUUUAAAUAUUUCACUGUUACAAAUAACAGCACAACAAACAUUGUUGCAUAUGUAUCUGCAUAGUCAUUUGAUUACUUCUUUGGCUUAAAUUUUUAGAGUCCUGGCUUAAACUUUUGACUCCAGGUUCUCCAAGCAGGAUCAGGCAGCCAGAAAUGCGGGGGAACCUGGCCUGCCUUGGGAGGGCACAAUCUUAUGAACAGAAUCCGUGAUCUGGGAUCUGCUUUAGCUCCCACCAGGCAGGCCAGGAAUGUGCCUGCAGAGGCAAGGAGGCCUGGAGCUGGAGUUGACAACGUUCGCCACAUUUCAUGCUACUGAAGGGACAGGAGCUGGGCCUAGAAUGAAGCAGGCUGGAGGGCAGAGGAGUGGGCUCUCGGAUCCAGGACAGUGGAGGCCCAGCUGGACCAGCCUUGUAUGUCCUUGUGGGACUUGAGCCUUUAGAAGUACAGGCUGCGUCUGCAUAACACACAGGGCCUAGUGCUGGGUGAGCACAGGACAUAGCAGCCCCGGGACUGCUGUAUUCUCAGCGGCCCACCCUCAUGCCCUCUGACCGGUGGCCUCCUGGCCUCUGCCUUGGACCGAACUCCAGCUUCCCUCUGCAGCAGGGGCAGAACAUCAGACCAACAAGGCUCCUGCCACGUCCAGAUUCUCUGCUGGUCAGAGAGCUUUCUCUUUGGACUCAGAGACAGUGAGGUUGGGGAUGGCUGUCCCCUGCCAGAACCCUUGCACAGAGAGGAGAAAACAUGGCUUUGGAAUCUCAGGCUAGGCGUUGCCUUGGUUGUCAGCAGGAAGCGGGAGAAGGCUCUGGGCUGGGCCAGGAUCAGCCACUGAAAUGGAAAGUUCCCCACCCUGUGACCCCACAGUGCAUCCAGCCUUCAGCCUCCCAGCAGCCCAGUGGGGGCAGCCAGAGGAGAGGUGGGUUCCUGACCUAGGGAGCUGGUGGGCUGUUGGCACACGCCCAUGGCACCACUGGUGGGCGACAGCUGUCCUUGCUAGCGAUAUUGCCGGCACUGGGGAAUCCUUUGCCUCCAGGCCUCCUGUUGGGUCAGAGAAGGGGAGUUGGAAAACAAGACAGCGAAGCGUCGCUUUGGCAGCCAUGGCAUCCCCGCUCCUACACAGGGCAAAGAAAAGAUUGAGGACAUAAUCUUCACAGAAGCCAGCUCUCCUUGGAUGCACCUGUGAGUUUGGCGAGAGUGAAGGGAACAGAGACACCCCAGGGCAGUGGGUUUGGGUUUCUUAAAUGUUGACCCUUAGUUUGGGGUCUAAUCUUCCCUGCUGCUGAUGCAGGGUGGCACAUGGCUCUUGUUCUCUUGUUCGUCCUGAGCUCUGGCAGUCAUGUACUUUAGGAUGGGGAGGGACUUUGAAGGCAGUUUCACCAGGCAUAGCUGGUAAGAUGCACCCUAUGUGGGCCUCUAUCUGUGUGCCCCCAGACCAGGGUCCCUGUUGUGAACUCGAGUCUGUCUUCCCUAGCACUCGGCCAGUUCCUGGAGGAUGGGAAUCAUACCUGAUCUGUCUCUGUGUUCCACUCCCUCUGCCACUCAUACCAGUACCUGAUGAGCUCUCAGUAAACAAAUCACUGCGUGCAGCUGGGACUGUGCCUGGGAGUGCCUGCAACAUGCAGCCUGGUGCUGGCUGUGCCCUCCCCUCACAUGCAGGAGUCCUAUUGAUUUCCAAGAUGAUAGGAAGGUUCCGAGGCCCCUAGAUGGUUCUGUGACCCCUGGGGAUCAGUGGAAGCAGCUAUCAGUUUACUGUGGAAACUGGGCCAGCUCACAGGGUCCUGUGUAACCUGCUACAAAACAGGCCAGUUCAAGAGCCGUGUGUGGAGGGCUGCGCUCUGCUUUUCUGUGGUUUGGUGGAAAUCACCCAAAUAAGUAAGAAGGCCAUACUGGAACCAGCUAGGAGGAGUGAAAUCUGAUACCUGCACUGCAGGAAAGAGGGGUGGGGGGAGUUGAGCUGAGGACUCAGUUUGCGCAGAGCCCAAGGCUGAGCCAAGAAUGGCAUUAGCAGACACCUCAGGCUCUGGAGGUGGUGAAGGGCAGUGCUGAUCGUCACUGGUGCUGGAGCCACCCUGGGCAGCAUCCCCUGCCUCCAUCUUUGAGACCGUCUCAGUACUGUCUGUCCAGGCCGUUUGUCCCCCUGCCCUCAGCAAACGAAAUGCCCUAGAUGCCGCCUGUGUCUUCGGAGGAGGUUGCAAAUGUCUCCGGAGCUAACGGCAGUUAGAGAACACCAUGUGCCAUGUCCUGGGCUUCCACACCCCCCGCCUUUACUUCCCCCAGUCCAUCCUGCAGGCGUCCUCUCUGACCGCACUCCCCUGCCCGCUGCCUGCCUUCCCUCCCUCGUGCCAUGGACAGCCUUACUUCCUGAGCUCUCCCCUUGUCCACUCCCCUCUUGGCCUCCGUGGUGUCCACCUCAAGGAGGGACCUGCAGGCAGACAUCUCACUGCUGCUCCGGCCGACACAGACACUCUCCUGCCCCCUUGUCUUCUGACUGUACCUGCUUUCCCUGGCCCACUCUGGGGACCUCUGCAGCCCCUUCUUCAAAUAGGUAUGUGGGCGCUCACACCCCUGAAAAGGCCGUGUGACCACACCCACUAGCUGGGGCCCAGAUCCCUCAACAGAACCUCAGCCGAACCCUCAGCCCUACACAGGCAUCAUUUGGGAUUCUGGUCCGUUCCCUGCCUGGUGCCCUGCAGCUGCUCCGCACCUUUCCAUCAACAGGGCUGCAGACCCCCAGCCUGCACUGUCCACCUCGGUGUCAGCAAGUGGCCUCUCCUCCUGCUUCCUGUCCAUCUUGCUCGUGUGAGCUGCCGUCCUCCAGCUCCACCGCCUCCUCCUGCCAGGAAGGGAAGCUGUUGGUGCCACAGGCUUUCCUUGGCUGCCUGUAUCCCCAGCCCUCCCUCCACUCCCUCUGCUUCAGCUGUUCCCAGACUUGACUCCCAGAUGGCACCUCUGUCCUAAGGUCCGGACCAUUUCUCCAGUGGCUCAUGCGUAGCAGAUCCCUGCUGUCUGAUUCACAUAUCAGACUCCACCUGUCCAAAACAAAGCUGCUUCCUUGCUCUCCAAGGAAGCCUUGUACUCGUGCUGUCUCAGCCCUCCUCCCUCCCUCCCUUAGCCAUGCAUCUGCUUCUCCUUUGCCUUAGGCCGCUCACCUUCCUUCCUGGACCCUGAGCUCACUGAGGACAGGGAUCAUCCUCUUUUCUCUACAAGCCCGGCACAGGGCCCUGUUCAUGCGUAUCUCUUGGGAUUAGAUUAUUUUAUUCAGUUCAGAGAUUACAGAACCACCGACAGUGUGUCCUCAUAGGCAGCGUGGUGGCAGGGAACCUGGGAUUGGAGGCAAGCUCUGGAUUCUAGUCCCAAAUCUACCUCUAACUCUGGGAAAGCCCUAUAAAACCUUCUGAGCCUCAGUCUUCUGAGCUGUAAAACGGGAAUAACCACGGCCUUCCCAUUUCUCAGGACCUUGAAAGGUGACAAGGGAGGAACGGUGCCACCAGGGCCAGCAGUUCUUAGCCCUUGGUGCACAUUGACCGGAGUGCUUUAAGAAUUACAGAUGGCCCGGGCGUGGUGGCUCACGCCUGUAAUCCCAGCACUUUGGGAGGCCGAGGUGGGCGGAUCACUUGAGGCCAGGAGUUCAGGACCAGCCUGGCCAACAUGGUGAAACCCCAUCUCUACUAUAAAUAAAAAAAUUAGCCGGGCAUGGUGACACACGCCUAUAGUCCCAGGUACUCGGGAGGCUGAGGCAGGAGAGUUGCUUGAAACUGGGAGGCGGAGGUUGCAGUGAGCUGAGAUCGCGCCACUGCACCACUCCACCCUAGGUGACAGAGGAAGAUUCUGUCUCAAAAAAAAAAAAAAAAAAAAAAAAACUACAGAUGCCUGGGUCCUUCCCCCAGAUAUUCUGAUUGCUCUCAUGAGGAUAUCAGUGUGUUCUAAAACUUUAACCACUACUUUCAACUCAUAGGUGUUAUUACCAAGUUCCUGAAUUCUAUGGCUUGAGGAACUGAGAUGGGAGUUAUAAAGAGUUUGCAAAACAAUAUUCCUGGAUGAUGUGUAAUUUGUCUCAUCUUUCAGAUCCUUUAAAAUCUACCCGCUGGAUCAAGCCAUCCAAAAGCUGGGUACCUUGGCUAUGUUGUACUAUGUUCAUCUUGCGCCACCCCACAUGAACUCUACGGGCUGUUAGAAUAUCUGCUGCCCUCCAUCCAGGUCACAACAGUGCACCCUCGUUUAGGAUUCUGUGGCAGUUCAUGUUUAUCCUGUCACUUGUGACUCCUUUGCUAGGACCCUUGGGAGAGGUGUCUCUGAUUCCACCACAGACAUAUUCUUCUCCCGAGCCACCGUCAUAGGAUCUCAUGGACCCACAAAUCAUGUUGUAACAGAUUUGCCUCUUCCAAGCUCUCGAAACGGUAACUCUCAACUCUGGCUGCCUAUGACAUCACCCAGGGAGAUUUUUUAAAUUCUCAUACCCAGGCUACAUACCAGAUCUGUGAGAUCACAGUCAGUCUCUGGGAGGUGGAUCCAGGCAUCUGGAUUUCUGUAAAGCUCCCCAGGUGGUUCUGAUGGGUGUGGCCAAGGUCAGAAGCACUGCCAAGCCUGGAGGCAGAUUUGUGGCCCACCUGUAGCCUGUGUAUGGCAUUUUCUAAAUACGGUUUCAUGUAGGCAACAUUCCCUCCUCCGUUUCCUGCUCCUACACUUGUGAUUCUCUCUCCUACUUUUGAUUUAUGUGUCUUAAUGUAUCCUUUUAAGUCCCCUGCAAUCCUUUCUGGAACUUAGCAAAGUGAAAACAAAUAGAGUAGAAAGGUUCCUGCUUUUCUCUGGCUGGGAUCUGGGCACAGCUCCCACCCCAGUCAGCCCUCGCUGGAAAGAGGGUAGGAGCCUCCUGUUUCCCCAGCCACAGUAGCUGGUCAACAGCCUCGUUCUGUAACCCCACAAUGGGGAAUUGUAGCUAGUUCUGCCAAGAGCCCUCCAAGAUCCCAUAGAAGAGGCUGGUUUGGGCUGAGAGCGGUGGCUGACGCCUGUAAUCCCAGCACUUUGAGAGGCCGAGGCAGGCAGAUCAUCCGAGGUCAGGAGUUCGAGACCAGCCUGACUGACAUGGCGAAACCCUGUCUCUACUAGAAAAUACAAAAAUCAGCCAGGCGUGCUGGCACAUGCCUGUAAUCCCAACCGUUCGGGAGGCUGAGGCAGGAGAAUUGCUUGAACCCGGGAGGCAGAGGUUGCAGUGAGCUGAGAUCACACCACUGCACUGCAACCUGGGUGACAGGUUAAAAAAAAAAAAAAAAGGAAGAAGAGGCUGGUUUGGUUCACAGCAUCUGAGUGCUGAGACUGGGCUGGGGGGAGAUCAGAGAUGGCUAACGAUGGUCACCAAAGCGCCACCCAGUUCAGGAUUGUGGAAGGCCAUGCCCCCCUUUUCCAUCUUCCUUGUCCGCUGCACUCAGUCCCAUGCUAAACAGCAGGCGGAGAUUGUCAACAAAAGGCUGGAGAUGCCCAGGGAUGGACUCUUUCCCCAGUCCUGAAAGCCAGGGAGCUGAGGAUAGCAUGCACAUGGGCAGUUUCUCUUAGUGAAUGGCGGGUGAGAUGGAGGGGCGCACAGCCGUCCAGUCUAGCUACAGAACCUUAUUUGGCACCUGGGCUAGAAAUAGCUUCUCCACAAACCUCAGAGUUUAUUUUUACGGCAAAAUUUGAUUUUCUAAGCGGCCUGUCUCCUUGCUUACCUUGCACCUGCUCAGGUGGCUGCGGCUGCCAGGAACAGUGGUGAGUUUGUGUCCUCCGUGAGGGCAUCUGGCCAAGGAGACAUGGGUGCUGACUCCCAGCCUGUGCUCUGGGAGUGUCGCUGUGCCCUUGAGAGUUCAGAGAGAGGAGUGCCUCUUUCUAACUUGCACAAAAAUAUCCAUCGGGGAAAGCACCAUGUGUGCAUCCUGCUCAGGGAAAGCACUGUGUGUGCAUACAUUGAGUGACCAUGCCCUGAAAUUGAUGGACUUCUCUCCUGUAGGGAUGAUCUCAUUUACUCAUACUCAGAGGCCACUCAGAAAGACUUUUAAGCUCUUGUUUUCUAAUCAUAAAUUUCUCCUCUCUCCCUCCAACUCCACCCCUGUCUCUCUCUCUUACAACAGGACAAAUAGUGCCAGGAGUACUGGGGACUAUAGGAUGAAUACCCAGCACAUGGUGAAACAAAAGAGUGUUGCAACACUCACUCAUUCAUUCAUUCAUUCAUUCAUUCAUCACUUACUGGUUGUCACAUUGUACAUUGUCCUAGGUCUGGGAUCCAGAGAGGUCAGACUUUCACCCUGCCUGCAAGGAGCUCUCAGUCCGGUGGGGCAGCAAGUACAUACGAAUUCUUACAUGAUUAAUGCGAUCAAUUCUUAUGUGGCAAAUAUGUGAUAAAUGCAGCAAGAAGAAUGUAUACCAAGUGCUAUGGAAGAGCAAUUCAUUUACUCGACUUAGUGAGCAUCUACUAUAAUGCUAGGCAUUGUUGUAGGCACCGGGGGUAUCACAGUGACCAUAUGAGAUAAAAACCCCUGACCCAGAGCACACACUUGAGGGGGUGAGAAUAUUCAGCAACUAGCUUAGUUUGAUCAAAACCACAAGCUUCAAAGACGAGGUGGCUUAAAGCUGGAAAUUGAAACCUAUGCAUUUAUAUGUGUGUGUGCAGGGAACACUAGGCAAUGGGAACAGCUUGUGUAAAAGCCUGAAGAUAUAAAAAGACCAAAGAUAUCAGAGCAAAAAUGCUAAGGGAAACCUAAGAAUUGGGAGACACAGCCUUGAAUGCCAUGCUAACCCUCCCAAGGUCACUGUCUCAUAUAAUGGGGAUGUAGCUGAAAGCUCACAGGGCAUUGGCCAGAGCCACCCUCACAGCUAGGUUCCAUGUGGACUCCCUGACCCCAAAACAGAGACUCUUUGGCAACUCCCACUCCAACUCCAAUUUGUUGGAACCUCUAAGGCUAAAGAUAGACGAUUUAUGUUACCUCCUUCUGUGACCUAGUGCUUUUAGGUUGCAAAGUGUUUUCACAGCUUCCUCUCCUGGAUCAUGAGAGGGACUCUAGGAGGUAGACAAAAAGGGGUUCUUGUUGCCAUUUAUUGUACCAAGGAGCAAACCAAAGCCCAGAGAGGUCUAGUAUCUUGCUCAAGGUCACACAGCCCAUCAGGCAGAGAAGAAACUAGAGUCCCUGUGUCCUGGUUCCUAAUACAACCCAGGGGCCCUUCUUGUUCCCAUGGCAGCUGCCACUCCUUAUUUUGAAGCCUAAAAAGCUCUGAGCAAGUAUCAAUCACAUGCCUGCCUGCCUCCCACGACCAUUAGUGCAGCACAUACGACGUGUCAAGCCAGGCAUGGACCAUCUGCUGGGCUGCAAUGUGGUCCCAACCCCCACUCAGGAAGAGAACUGAAGGAGUCACAUAUGGGCUGCCCUUCUUCCCACCCACCAUGACCCAAGAGGCCUAAAGACCAUGAGUCAACCAGACUCAGGCUGUCACCCUCCUGAGCCAAGUGGAACAGGUCACAGAAUGACCAUCGCAGGCUGGAGACCCCUCCACUUGCUCCUAGACCACCUGGAGGCCAUUCAUGACAGCCGCCAAUAUCUAUUUUCACCCUUUCUUGUAAGCAGGCUGGUUGUGAAGAGAAUGGGGAGAUUUCAGCCUCACACACAGAGCCUGAGCUCACAUGUGGAAGACAGACGUAGCCUAGCAGUCCUCACGGGCCACCCUUGAUGUGUUGCAACUCGUUUAGAUAAAAGCGUCUGGCUCGUAAGGUAGCAGCAACAGCAAAAAUCAUUAGAAGCACAUUUCUGCUUUUACAAAGUAACCUAGUAACAGCACAGGAGGCAACAAUUAACCCGGCACUCCGUUCUCUAGGUACACAGGCAGGUGCUGAAAGUGGGAAACGGAAGUCAGAACACAGAGACGUUCUGUUAAGGCCCUUCUGGGAUCAGCACUCUGGGAUGUGGGAUGGCCCCGCCAGCCAGAGAGCCACGCCCCUGCCAUUAGCACAGAGAGGAGGUGUCCUCCCUCUCCAUCUCAGAAUAAACAGUGUGAUUAUUUAUUUAGCACCAGUUCAAGGCUUUCUGAAAUGCACUCGCGGUGCUCUGCCAUCUUGCGCAGGUCCUCCCUGAACUACCACUGCUGCCUCUGUGGAUCAGAUAAAGGAAAUCUGGCCUGCACCAGUCUCUGCUGGGCUCUUGCUCCCAUCUCUGCAGACUCCUGUUCUCCCUGACCUACCUGAGUGUUCAUAUCCCACCUUGGGGCACUUGGUCCUGCUGAGCGAGUCUUCCAGAAGCGCCUCUCCCAUCCCUACCUAUCUCCUGGCAAAGAGCUCCAGGGCCGCCCCCGAGGGAAUUCUCUCUCCUCUGAUGCCAUUAUGCCAUUUCUCUCCCUGGCACCCUUGUAGUACUUGCUGCUUCCUGGUUCCGGUGUGGUCCUGUCACUGUCCAGUAUGCCCAAGGCUCAUUCCCACCCCCAGUACUGAGGGCAGCCUGCAGAGCCAAACACCCUACACAGGCUGAAAAGGAAUUGAUGAAUGGAAAAAGUCAGUUCCCACGGCCUCUGGCUGUGCUCCUGGCCCCUCAGCCCCACGUCCUCAGAUCCCAGAACUCUCUCAGGAGACUACCGGGAGUCUUUGGUGGCAGGGACUGUCUCAGUCAGUGUGUCUCAGUCACAAAGCCUGGCACAAAGAAGGCUCUCAAAUGUUUCUGAGAUAAAUGAAUGAUCUAAAGUGGCUUCUUUAACCUGUCUAAAUUGUGUGUGAAAGGAGCCAGCCACACCCAUCAAAGCAGCUAACAGCUGCCCAUGUUAGGGCAGAGGGUGACGCACUGACCCUGCUCUCCCAAGGCCACCGCCCCUGGGGACAUGGUGCACCCAGCCAGAGCCCUCCUUCCCACUGUUCCAAGCAUAGUCCAUGGCCCAGGAGGAAGCUAGGCCUCCCAGAUCUUGCUAGAACCCAGGCUCUCAGUAUGCUCAACAUUGCAUUCAAGCCAUGUUUAGAAAGGUAUGUUCCAUAUUCAGAGGGUCCUCGCGGCCUUUGUUCAUUCAUUCAGGCAACAGCAAGCAGCAGAAAGUAAAUGGUCACAAGCACAGCUGCUAGACUGCUUUGGUCCUAACCCCAGCCCUGCCCCUUUCCAGCUGUGCAACCUCUGGGCACAGUCCUUAACCUCCCUGUGCCUCAGUUUCUUCAUGUGCAAAAUAGAGAUUUUCAUAAAAUUUUCUGGUGGUUGUAAGGACUAAAUGAGUUAACAUAAUAAAGUGCCUAGAAUAGUGUGUAAGACAUAUACAAGGCUUUGCUCUUAUUAUUCUAAAAGACUAGGACCUGGCUGAGUCAUGGACUUAAUUCAUACCUUCUUUGAGCCCAAAUGCAUCUUCAAGGAAGGUGUCGGCGUGCCCACCUCCCACCCUCACCUGUCAGUCAUCCUGCAGCCUUCGCUUACUGAAUGCAUCCAGCCGUAGGGGAUAUCUGUCUGUUCCCAGAGAGGUGGCCCUCCUUGGCCCACCAGAUCCCAGACAGCCACUGGGCUGCAUCCUAUUCCAGUUCUCCAUAGGCCACAGCAGAGGGUCCUGGGGCCCCUCCCACUUACUUCUGGUAGGGAAUCUGCAAGCACCUAUCACAGCCCCAUUUCAUUUAGCCCCUCACCCCAUGAGAAGGGUCUGAACUCCUGCUCAGCACACAGUGUCCAGCAGCCCAAACCUGGACGGUGAUGAAUGGGCCAUCUGAGAUGCUGGGGCUUAUCCCUCCCACGAUUGCCACUGACAGGCUUUGAGACCCAGAAGCAUGUCCGUGCCCCUCUUUGGAUCUUGUUGUUUUUAUCUGCAUCAUGAGGGGACUGGAUUUAUGAUUGAUCCCCAAGGACCAGUCAGGCUCUGUCCCUAGAAGUGACGCUCUGGAUGGGGCCAUGUGGGGGCUUCUGGGACUCCACCACAAUUAGCACUAUGGCCUCAGAAGUUAUGUCAGCAUGUCCUUGGGGCAUCUGUCAUUAACAAUUAUGAAGUCAUUAUCUGGUAAAUAAUUCAUAACCCGAGAGAUGGGAUAAGCUGCCAAUAAACAAUAAUCCAUUUAGAAUGAGGCUUGAUGAGGGCGAGCACAGCUGUGGAAUUGCAGCCACCUCCUGGAGGGCAGCUCCCUGCUCACCUCUGGUGUCAACAGGGCCCAUCCUUAGGGCCCUGCUCAGGCCACACCUCCUCCCUGAAGCCCUCCUUCUCCACUGCUGACCAAAGGCAUCACCCCUCCCCUGAGCUCAGGCAUGACUGAGUCCGUGAACCCAGUGAGGGCUGGCCAAGUGCCCAAGGCUGUGCUAAGCAACUUGCGUGCACUUUCUCGUGGAAUCCUCCCAGCGGCCUUAGGGCUGUAGCUACUGUUGUUAUCUCCUGUACCGAGAAGUAAACUGAGGUUUAGAGACUAAAUAACUUAUCCAAGAUCGCUGAACUAGAAAGCCCAGGUCUGGAGUUCACAUCUGUAUGAUGUGAGAGCUCUCACUCUUAGCCAGGGUGUCCCACUCCCUCGUGCGAGCAGCUGUACCUCUUGUCAUUUGUCCAGGCUUUAUUUGUGUGUGACCUUUGUCUCUCCAGCAAGACUGUGAGCCCUAGAUGGGUCCCAGGAGGUGCUUCCCAGAGGCCAUAGAGCAGAGCGUCUCCUUGCUGGCUGGCUACUUAAUGUUGUAGUGAUGUUCUAGUGGUGUUUGGAGGCCAAACCAAGGACGCUGGAGAGAGGGGCAGGAGGGGACGUCUUCUGCACAUGCUACCUGAAUUUCCAUCUUCUAAUAGGCCUAUUGCAUUUUUCCUGCCCAAGGGACACUUUGCAGCCUCUGGCUGUACCCCCUGGAAGUACUCCGUCCUGGGGAAGAAGUUCUUUGCUCAGAUGCUGGGAACCCUGGCUGCAUGGGUUGGUCAUUAGGACUGGGUUAGCUCUGCCAAGAGCUCCUCCUCUCCUGCCAUGCCAUCACCUGCCAUCAAGGCCAGCAGCCCACCCUGUAUCAUCUGCAGGACUUGCCCCCAGUGCCCAAGGCUAGAAGGGGUCCUCAGGGGUGUCCCACUCCCCCUGCUAAAAGGCUCCAUUCUUUUUUCUCCUGGGUAGGGGCACCGCAGACAUUGUUGGCCCCUGUAUUAUAACCAGCCUUUCAAGGCCCAUAGUCAUGAAGGUCCCUGUUUUUUCUUCUCAGGGAAAAACAGAACUGCCCUGAGUUGCAAGUGUCAAGGAACAGGGUGGAGUUUCUAGAUGUUGAACCUGUAAUUGUCACACAUCUGGAAUUUGCACAAACCUCUGCAGCUGGGUCGUGUGGUGGGAGAAGCCACAGUGGCUCGGUGCAUGCUCAUUCCUCAAUAACCACAGUAACCAGCCCAAGGGGAGGCCCCUUCUAGCCUUUUAACCUCCUGCGGCCAGCGAUGUGGUCAGGACUGGCAGAUGCGUGGCAAGACAAUGGGUCACUUGCUGCUUUCUAGAACAGCUUCAAACAGCUGGAAUCUUCCCAUCUCCUUUGAACAGAAUUGCCUCACGGGAGGCACUGGCCCCGUCUUAUUUGUCAGGCAGGCUUCGCAAUAACACACCUCCUGCCCCUGGCCUGAGCUCCUUGCUUUCCGGAUUGGGGAAAGAUUCCAUCCCUGGGCGCCCCUGGCCUUUUGCUGACAAUCUCCACCUGCUAUUCAGCAUGAGGCUGAGGAGUAGACGUGGAAGGCAGAGAGGGGGGCCCAGCUACUGCCAGCCUGGACUGGAUGAUGCUCUGGCAGCCAUCUCUGGGCAUCCCCCAUCUCCCGCUCAGUCUCGUCUCAGCACUCAGAUGCUGGGAACCAGACCAGCCUCUACUAUGGGGCCUUGGAGGGCUCUUGGCAGAACUGGCUACAAUUCCCCAUUGCGGGAUUACAGAAUGAGACCGUGACCCAGCUCCUGUGUCUGGGGAAGGGGAGGCCUGAUGGGUGGGAGCUGUGCCCAGGUCCGAGCCAGAGAAAAGCAGGAAGGUUUUCUAUUUUCUCUAUUCUACUUGUUUUCACCUCAUUGAGUUCCAGGAAGAAUUGCAGGAGACUUAAAAGGACACAUUAAGACAUCAUGAAUCAAAAGGAGGAGACAGAAUCACAAGUGUAGGAGCAGGGAGUGUCGCCUACACAAAACCACAUCUAGAAAGUCCCACAGAUGGGCCACAAGUGGGCCACACAUUUUCCUCCAGGCUUGGCAGUGCCUCUGACCUUGGCUGUUCAUUGGAAUUGCCUGGGCAUUCUGGUGACUAAUGCAAAGCCAUCUACCUCUUGCUUACCCCCAAAGAAGAAGGGACCACAUCCUAAAUCUGUAUUAAGGGUCUUGCUUUUAUUCUCGGACUUGGCCGGUCCCAGGGAGGUUGGGAUGCUCUCGCUUCUGGGGUGGCUACUACAGCCCAUCAGGACAGGACUUUGCAUGCCUUGGUUGUGGACAGACUGACAGAAAAUAAAAGUAUUGUUUAGCAAAGGGAGGGGUAGUUUCCAACCCCAGCAAUAAAGGAAUGAGAGAAACUGGUGUUUAUCACAAAGCAGAGAACAUGGCAUUUCCGUGGGCUCUAACAAUCUGACAUCCUCAAGGAAGGAUGGGUCUGUGACUGUGGAUCCACUUGGAAGGUGCCCUCCUGUUCCCCAGCGGGGUGCUGAGUGAUGUGCUGGGAGGAAGGGCCUACCCGCGAGCCUGGUUGGUCCUUCUACAGAAAGCCCUGGGGAUGGAUUGUCUCUGACACUAAAGCCUCUUCCCAAAGGUCUCCAGGGAAAGAAAUUCCAUCAGCUUCCAGAGUCCCUAUUCCGGUGGCUCCUGCAGGCUUUUCUUCUAUCUGACCUGAAUCUCCCUUGCUGCAAUUUAAGCCCAUUUUCCCUUGUUUUGUUUUGAGUGGAAAUGGAGAAGAGCUUGUCCCCAGCUGCCUCCGAAAGCAGGGUGAGUCAGAAGUCCUUGCGUACCUCCUGCCACGCUGAAGCAUUCUCAGAAACCUGCGCUAUUGAAUCUGUCCUCAUGAAAGCCUCCCAAGAGAACCAGCUUCGCAUUAAUGUGUGAGACAAGGCUCCACUCUGGGAUGGGGGCAUGGUGGUGGCAGGGCCCUUCCUGCAGGGACAGCACUAGAUGGCCCUAAGUGAAUGUGCCUGGCCCCUGCAGCAGCUGGGGAGAGGGGCAUGUGAACGGAUCAGCACCUCACAGUGAAACUUGCAUGCGUGGAGUCUGGUCAGGGAGCUGGGUGGGGCGGGCGGUGCCCACACCAAGGAGGAGGUGCCCACAUCAGGUCCUAAGGGAGAGGAGGAGGUGGCUGGGGAAAGAGGAAGUCCUCUCAGGCGGGUACCAGGAGACUCCUUGUCCACUCUAGGUUCCACAUUUGCGUUUGAAAAAACAGUCUUCUUAUCUAUACUCCCCUCGCUCUAGUGUUGGCAAUGGAUUGUUUCCCCGCCUGCCUCAGCUGAUGUUGAAUGGAAAGAUCAUUCACUUAUUUCAUGAGUGCGCACUGGGGGAGCCUCCGUGGGCGAGGAUGCGCGUGCAGGCGCAUACAUUCUCUGGAGGAUUCUUUUGGCCUCUUGAUCUCCCAGACCACUAGGUUUCUGUCUUGUUUUUGUGCCUUUUUACUUCUGGGAACAAAAAACCCCCACUUGUUUCUGCUAAAGAUAAGCUAUUUUGUAGGCCAUUGAAGCCAAUUCCUGGAAGAGUUGGGUUGGUGGUUAAAAAAAAAAAAAAUCUGAUGGGAAAGCAGUAGAUCACAGCAGCUAAGUGACUGAGUUUAAAAAGCAAUGAUGCUGAGUGGUCCUGACAACACUCGGACAGCACACAGUGAAUACAAGAGAAGAAUUUUUAUAUUUCCUAGGCCAGUGGAAUUAAAACCUUCCUACUCUGCAGGAUAAAUGGAGAGAAACCGAAUCUCUUUUUCCUAAGCAGUUAUCUAAGUGUGAUACUUAGAUGUGAGCAAGGUAAUUAGGCUUUAUUUUUUUCCGUUGCUUGGUCAAAAGCCCCCUUCUCAAACUACUUGGCUCCAAUACCAUGGGGGAAAAAACCCACCUACAUUGAUUGGAUUUAAAUAAUGGAAUUGCCAUUAAUAUCUUUCAUAAAAGAUGAUUGAUUUCUGACUUUGGAUUUAUGGAAAGUUGGGGCUUGUAAAAGUGAACAGAGUGGCAGUCAUUCAGUAUUAAUGCUGGUUCAUACCCCUCCCUCCUCAGGGCUGGUUAAAUGGAUGGCUCCCAACCUAAACCCCCCCCCCCCCAUGCCAGCUGCUAGGUCACAGGGAUCUCUGGAGGGUGUAACGGGCAGCCCUGGGCCCAUCCAGUUGCCAGCUGUGGUGGUCCAGGAGGCUGGGCUGAACCCUAGCCCUCUUUCCUUCUUUACAUCAGAUUUUUUUUUUACCUAAUAUGAUUUUUUUUUAUUUUACUUUAAGUUCUGGGAUGCAUGUGCAGAACAUGCAGGUUUGUUACACAGGUAUACAUGUGCCAUGGUGGUUUGCUGCACCUAUCAACCCAUCAUCUAGGUUUUAAGCCCUGCAUGCGUUAGGUAUAUGUCCUAAUGCUCUCCCUCCCCUUUCCCCCAACUCUAUAUCAGAUUCUAGUAUGAAACUCAGUGCUCCAGCCCCUAGGGACACCAGCAGCUUCCACCUGUGCUCUGUGGAAGCUCACUGCCCCUCAUAGGAUGGAGGACCACUGAUGACCCAGAGAGGCCCUCUGCAGGUGGGUGGGUGUGUGAAUGACACAGCCUCUGAGCUCUGCUCUCCUACGCCUGGGAGCUCAGAUGGACUGGCCUUUAGUACAGGGACCUGCGCGAAUGUGGUCUGGUGGUUCAGUAUGAGUUCCUGUAGUGAUGGCUUUCUCCUGCUUGGGAAAAGGCAGAGGGAAGGCCUAGGCACACCAGCAAACCAGUAGCAGGGCCCUGUGUGGCUUCAGGUGCCUGGGGGGCUGAGGGGUAUGAAUCGGGUCUCAGGGCUUAUAGCUCCCAUGCAUGCAAGCCUUCCCCCGCUGGGCCAGCAGCUCUGCUCCUGCUCCUCUUGCCCUCAGGUAGCUGCCCCUUUCAUCCCUGUCCCAGCAGUGGGAAUCCCAUAUCACUGUCUUCCAGCCCUCCGGGUGCUACUGAUCUCCUGUUCCUCAGCUCUAUGCUGGAGCCUCCCAGAUCCAUCCCUAGGGAUUGGUCCUGUUGACAUGGCUGUCCACUGCCCCUCCCUCCAGAUGCCGCUCAGGUGCCGUGCGACCUCGCUGAACUCCAUGUUCCCUCAAGCUACCUCCUCCUCCCAUGUCCCCCACCUCUGGAAAUGGCAACACCAUCUGCCCAGUCCCCUAGUUAGGAACCUGAGAGUGCAUCUCGCCUCCACGUACUACAGGCUGUCAGCUCCGCCUCCUAACCAUCCCUCCCACCCAUCCUUCCCCUCCAUCCCCACUGCUCUUGACUUCCUUCAGGAGACCCUCACCAACUGGCACCUGAGCAGCCACCAUGGGCUCCCUGCCUCCACCUUUUUCCCUCCAGUUCCUCCGGUACACUGGCCCCAGCGGGAGCUCUAGGAUGCAGAUCACACGUCUAGCCUCCCCAGACCCUGGAGGCCAAGUUCCAGACACCUGUGCUGAAAGCACACCACCCACGAUCACACUCUGAGACCUCGUGCCACUGUGCCUCUUCCACAUGGUCUCCUCCACCUGGGAUGCUAUUCCCAUGGGCCUCUCUGGACUGGCCCCCUUGACCUCCUCCCAAGGCUGAACCAACCAUUCCUCCCUGCACACUGUUCAUGCCUCUAGUGCAGAAGGGGAAAUUAACCUGUGAGGGCCUGAUCUGUUAGACCAGUUUGGGGCUGCUGGUCUUGUUCAGCCCCCCGCUUCUGAAAACCCCUGCACCCACCCCCAGCCCUUGCUGUUUGAUAGCAGUCACGUGGCCCACCCUCCAGCCUCAGCUUACUGGACGAGGGGCAGAUACCUGGCUUCAGGCUACUCUUCCAUUGGCUGGCAGCAACACAGGCCUGGUGGGCCGUGACUUUAAGAAAUUAGCUGGAGCAUCAGAUUAAAUCUCCUUUGCAAUGGGAAGUAAGGGAAUUAAGAACCAGAGAGUUCCAUUUGGGGCUGGGUCCUUUAGCCUGAUGCUUAUAUGAAUAUAAGAAAAGCAUGAUUUUUCUGAGGCUCUGUGCAAAAGAGAGUUGAGUCUCAAAGCCUGGUUGGGAAGGAAGGAAAAAGGGAGGUGAUAUCCUUAGAGAAGUGGUUUGCAGAGCAAGACAGACAGAGCUAGUCCUGGCUGGUCCCAAACCUCCUCUUUUUUUUGCCCAUCGGCUGGGUUCCUUGAAGGCCCUCCUUACCGUAGCCUCACGAUACUACGAUGCAGCCCACAGGAAAAACACGGGUGUCUGAGCCCAAAAGCCAGAACUCAAGUCCGGCCUCUCUCCGUUGCAGCUGUAUAACCUUGGGCAAAUUACUUUCAUCUCUCCCUCAUCUGCAACAGUGGAAAUAUUCCAGGAUCUAAUGGGCAGUUGGACGAGAUGACGUUCAAGCUCCGUUCCUGCUCUAACAUCUCACAGCCCUGUCGUCUUUGCCCUGCCUCCCGCACAGGAAUGACGUAAAGUAGAGCACUUCACAAGCCUGGCCAACUCAGUGUUUGCCCCAACCUGUUCUUGCAAAUAGCAUUGCCCUUUCCUGUUAGCACAGCUCCCAGGGGGCCUCUAGGAGCUUUUGCUUCUCUGCUUGCUAUUUAAGAGGGAUUUAUGCCGUGGCCAGGCAGGCCAGGAUGUUCAUGCACCCCCAAUAGCAGCUUUAUCUAAUGAGGAUGAGAUGCUUACACAUAUUUUCAUUUUUUAAAAAAUCGGCUAUUAAUUUGUCAGAAUUAUUCAUAUUUUACUGAUGAUAUUUUCCAUGUAUCUAAUCAGGGAGCUCAUGAAUAGAAAUGAAACUAUUUAAAUACAGAGAUGGUGUACAUUGUACGAUCUUGUUUUCUCAAGCUGUUUCAUAAAGCAGUGAAUACAUUUAUUUCUUCUAAAAACAGGUCUUGCAAUCAUCAAAAACUAUUUUUUAAAUCUUUGAUUAAAUAUGACUCUAUUCGAAUAUGCUAAAUCUCUGGGAGCGGGGUGGGCGUGUGUGUGUGAGUGUGUGUGUGCACGCGCAUGUGUGCGUGUGUAUGUGUGUGUGUGUGCAUGUUUAUGCGUGUGUGUCUGUGUCUGUGUGUCCGUGUGGUCACUUGAAGAAGUACAUUGUUUUCUGGCCUUCUCCAUAGGGACAGGAGACUUUCUUUUAGUGAGAAAAAUGGAAAACACAUUUUGGGUCAAAUAUUUAGGAUGGAUAGAUGGCAAAGUAAAAGCACAAAUUGAAAUUGAGCUGAGUAAUAUUGGAGAUAAUUAUUUGUACAGUGUAGACUUUUAAACUGCUCAAAAUUCCAGCAGCACUUACCUACACUGAAAGAGGUUUAGAAUCAUUAAACAAAGCCAGAUAUUAAAUAUACUACUGCUAUCUCUCGAAACAUUAGCAAGUAAUGUAAAACACAUGGCAUCUACUCAAUGGAAAAUCUGAGAAUACAAAUUAUAAUAGUUGUCUUAUAAGACCUCUGGGAAGCUUGAACUAAAUUGCUUAAUUCCAUUAAUAACAAACUAUUACUCUAGCUAUUAAAGUAACAUAAGGUAAUAGAGAUCAUGUCGAGAGAUUGUACUGAGGCUCUUUCUUCACCUAGCACAAAUUUAUUCAGGGGCAUUGAUAGAUUUUAAUUGACUAUGGCAACUGAAUAGCAACAAAGGAAACUGAAUGUCUUUUGAAAAGCUCCACGUUUUGUAGAAGCAAAUAGCAACACCAAAAUGAAGGUCUGGGAGGCUGGGUCAGGCAGGGAAGGGUGCUGGGAACAUUUCCACCAGCAGCUCCUCCACGGAGAUGCUUUCCUGUGACCUUAAGGAAACGCUUCCUGGGAACAGGCACGCCACAGGCCUGAGCAUCUUUUUCAGCUGCAUGCAGUCCAAGUGGAAAGGCAACCAAUCCAGGCUGCUCUAAAAGCACGUGCUUUGUCGUGAAUAUCCAUCAGGCACGUUUCCAAGAUAUAGGACUGCAGGGACCUUCAUGCAAACUGCCGAAGCCUCUCUGGAGAGUUCUGAGAACAGGAUUUGUUUUGGCCCAAAGGCUUGGCAAUGGCAUGAGUGACCCCCAAUCCCCAAUCAUGAUUCUGGGGCUGAGGAUCAUCAAAGACCCCCUCGGCUUCCAUCUGGUCCAGGAUGGAUUCUGGUGACCCGUCACCUAGUUUUCUCUCCCACUUCUUGGUCCUCUCCCUGCUUUCCAGGCUCCUUCUGUCUUCUUUCCACACACCCAGUUGCCAUCAGCGUAUCUGUCGUGCGUCUCACACUGGCCUUGCCCUAUUGCAGUAUCCUGGUCUUGAUGAAGCGACAGUGCUCCUUUCGUCUCCGUAAGCCGAUCUCUCCUUCCCACUCACCCAGCCCCAAGCACCUGGGCCUUCAGUGCUGCCUCAGUGCCUUGUUGGAAGGAAAUCUCUUUUAUUUUAUUUAUUUCUAUGAGUAUUUUAUUUAUUUUUUGGAGACGGAGUCUUGAACUCCUGGCCUCAAGCAAUUUUCUCGAACUCCUGGCCUCAAGCAAUUUUCACAUCUCAGUCUCCCAGAGUGCUGGGAUCACAGGCGUGCAUCACUGUACCUGGCUGGAAACCCCAUUUUUAAGGGAAAUGGUAAAAGAUGUGAGGGCCUGCAGGAGGUGGUCCCUGUAGUGACGUUCUAGGAGGUGCCUCUGUGGGCUGUCAGGGAGGUGGCAGGGAAGUCAAUGGAGCCCCCCAAUCCUGGUGCCCAUGCCAUGCUUUUUGGUGAGGUGGGUCCAGGUCAUUGCCCCUACCUGGCUCUGGGACACAUGAUAAUUUUGCAGCAGAGGUGUUGAGGUUGUGUCUUCUGAUGUUUGGCUGGACAUUCCCAUUUGUUUUCAUGAAUGUCUGAAAUGUCAUCUCACUUAAACCAGUACAAUACUCUUUAUCUUCUGCCCUGGGUGGCAGUGGGUAUAACAGUCAACCCUGCCAUGUCCCCUGGGACUCGGGACAUUCUCCCAGCCCCCAUUGGUCCCAGCUUCUCUCCAGGACAUCACAGAGGAGCUUUGGGGUCAAGCCUGCACCGUACCCACCUCCACUGUACCCACAGCUCCAGCGAGAGUGACGGCCCCUCCUGGCACCGUGUCAGGGCCAGGGCUCCGGGUGUGACACCCCAGAACAGGCUCCGGCUCAUGGCUGUGGACGCCUACCUUGCUGGCACUGGGAGAGUCUAAUCCCGCCACGACUGUAGCACGCGCAUGUGUUUGAAAACCUCCUUGGCAGGCAGGACCUCCUAAUUUUUUCCACUUCUUGUGAUUAGCGUUGCAGACUAAUCCUAGCACCAGACUCAACACCAGCUGUUCUUCCCCCACUGCUUGUUUUUACUUACGAACCAAAUCCUGGAGUUGCUGCCGAAUUGGCCAGCGCCGCUCUGCUCCUCCCUCAGCCCAAGCUGCAGCCAGUCACCUAUGGCAUGACCUCAGAUGAGCUGUCUUUUCAACAUGGCCACUCGUGUGUCCUUCACACUGCCCGGAUGGCACUGCUCAGUCUCAGGGGGUGCGAGAGGGGCUCACUGGGUUCCAAAGAGGACUCCGGCUUACCCGCUGCAGCAGUGGGAUAUCAGCUGUUCCUGGAGCCAAACUGAUCUUAGAAAUUUGGUUUUGCAUCCUUAGACACCAGACAGCCCUGGAUACCACUUAUAAUUUUUUAUGUAAUAUGGUAUUUUCAAAAUAAGAUAUGUAACAUUUAGAUAAGUUGUAUGACAACAAUGAAAUGAACACACAUGAUCCAUCCCACCUCUGAACUUAAGAGCUGAAACAUCACCAGACUAUUGAAACUGCCUGUUUUCCUGCUCCGUUCAUUCCAGGUCCUCUUAAAUUUGGAAAGAGGUAUGCAGAAAGAGCACAGCCCUGGUACCUCCUCCCUCUCCCCCAUCCUGCUCCCACCGGAAAGAUAUGUUUUCCCCCAAAAAGGGUACCCCGCCAGUGUGCAGCAGCAGCACCCCCUCUAACCUUCAGCGGGGCCAGCGGUGGAGGGAGGGGAGGCAGUGCAGCCUGGGCAGGAAGCAAGGCCUCAGUGGCCUCCAGAUCUGCAAGAGGGGCCAGAGCUGCCCUAGGGGGCCCAGGGACCACCGCUGUCUCUGCUUCGGAAAUUUCUCUGGCAUGCUUCCUCUUCCCCUGACUUCUGUGGCAAUGCUUGGGGGAAAGUUAUUUACUGAAUGCAGACCCAGGGACUCAGACUUCUGCAUCCAUACAUACCAUCCAUUUGCAUUUCUGUGAGAGUCUCUCACAUACCUGGAAGGCCCUAAAAACAAAUCAGGGAGUGUGGCAUAUGGGACAUUUGCCCUCCAAACACUGCAGCGUCAAGAAGAAUUGCAAUUGUCAGAAAUAUCAUAUUCCUGUCAAAAGCGCAUGAAAUCAGUUCUGUAAAUUGAGAAAUGUAAGUCACAGUUAUAUUUGUUCUGCAACCAUAUAAGAAUCACGAGUUUCUCCUAGGGUAGGAAAAAAAAAAAAAAAACUAUGAGCCCUUUAGAAUGACUUAAUGUCCAAUCAUAGCCACCUUUACCAGGCAGUGCUGUUUCUGUUGGCAUGAGAUUUCUGACUGCCUUCAGUCGGUGGGUAUUUCCGCUGGGUUGGUUGCUUUCUUGGCAACUGCGAUUACUUGAAAACGGGAUGAAAGUAAGUGACUCCUUUUUUGUUUUCCUCCUUGGCAAUCUCUCUGUGGUUUUGUGGCUGCCCAUGUGGUUCUCUUUCCUUCCUCUGUCCCUCCAUGACUAGAGCACCACAGCAGGGAGCUGAGGGUUUCCUGGGGUUGGGCAGUCACUCAGCCCCUCCCCUCUAGCAGUGCACGUGCUCUGGAGUUCCACAUACCUGGACCCUGUUACCCCGUUUUAGUUGCACAGGACUGCUGGGGGAGACGGUGCAAUAAUCGUUUGGUCAAGAUGAGCCAAGCCUCCUUUGGGCCGAGCAUGGAGAUCACAGAAAUGGACUCCAACUCACCUCCACCCAGAGAGGCAGGGCCAAGCCUAAAGGUUUUGUAGGGAUUUAGGGAAGGGAGGGAGCAAAGGGCUGGGAGAGCCAGGGAAGGUUCAUUAGCCCAGGAGCAUCUUUCCCUGCCUCCUAAAGGAAUAUAGCCUUAAGCUCUUUGGAGGAGAGGGGAAUAUUCCAGCUGGGCCAAGAGAGAGGCUGGCCUGAGGCUGGUGUGUGCAUGUGACCUGAGGGGCACUGAGCUGUGAGCUGGAGGUAUCGAGUGGGCCUCAGCACUGAAGUCAGGGGAAACCAACCGUAUGGAUGCCGUUCUGAAAGACAGCCUGUAUUACAGGAGCACCGGGUAGAGAGUAUUCAAGGAGACAGAGAUCUGUCUGGAACUACGAGAAGGGCUGACUCAAGAUUUCUGGCCAGAAUCCUAGGAUUUUUCUUUUUUAAUUUAAGGUGUGCAGCACAAUGUUUUGAUAAACUUAUACAUAGUGAAAUGGUUAUUAUAGUUAAGUGAAUUAACAUAUCCAUCAUCUCACCUAGUUACCCUUUUCUGUGUGUGAUAAAAGCACCGAAAUCUACUCUUAGCAAACUUCCAGCAUACAAUAUAAUAUUAUCCUAUACACUGACAGUGAACACCAUCCUAUUCAUUUAUUGGGCAGGGUAGGUUUGUUUGUUUUGGAUGUAGAACUCAUCACCAGGAAAGCAGGCAAGAAUUCCCCGAAAAUCAAGAAGUCUGAGAUUUGAGCAGCAGUAAAUCUGUUUUCUCUGAAGUGCCGGUGUAGACUCCAUUCUGCUGUCUCUACCUUGGCCUCCAUACCGAGUGGGCUGGAGGCUGCGGCACCAGUGAGGUGCCCUGACAUCCAGCUGGCUGUGACAAAUCAGAACAAACACCCGACCGGGCAGGAGACUACUACCUGGGGGCCUCGCCCUGCCCUCCCUGCCAAGCAGGGAGCUCCAGGCCUUUGGGGCCAAGGGAAGCCCCUCUGCUGAGGCUCAGGAAGGUUUUCGGGGUUGGGGAGCAGACUGGAAGAACUUAGUCCUGCCCUGACCAACACCCAGCUUUGUCAGUGCCUUCGUUAGGACAUUUAGGAAGGUCGGGGCUUCCUUCCACACUGAGACCUCUGCAGUAAUGCAGAUGUCCUAUACUGUGCUGGCAAGUGCUGUUGAACACUUAGAAUGUGGCACGUGUGACUGGGGAACUGAAUUGUGAAUUCUAUUUAAGCUAAAUUAAUGUUAAUUGAAAUAGUCACAUUGAUGAGUAGCUACCAUAUUGGACAGUGUAACCUUAGAAGAUUCAAGGCAGAACCUGGGUGAGGCCGCCCCUAUGCCUCCCAAGACUGGGAGACCUGUCACUGUGUCUCUUUCCAUUGCUGAAAGUGACAGAGCCUACGGAGCUCUCAGAGAGAAAUUAUCCUGAAAAUCAGACCGAAUGGCUGAACGCUUACAGAUGUCCCUGCGACCGAUCACGUUUCCUUUCAUGGCUAUAAGAAUUGUAUUAAAUAUUAGGCAUAGGAGGAAUCUUACCAGGUUUUCCCUAAAGCCCUUUUCUAUCUUGCUGCAUGAAGUUUCCUCUCCUGCAGCUGCCUGAGGAAAUGGUUUCGCAAUACUUUAUUAUUUUUGGAUUUUUUGGCAUACUCACUGAAGCCAGGCCUGGGUACUCAGUUUCCAUUUGAUUUCUGGCUGCUCAGGGCUCACUCCUCCUGCCCAGGCUGGUGGGAUUUCUUGUAGGCCAGACAGUGGAACGGUUUAGAGCAGCCCUACCUCUCCCUUCUUUGGGGUGACUGCAGAGGAAAUUGAGGGGCCAGCUACCACUGCUUACAGGAAAUGGACAGAUUAGGGCAACUGGAUAAACAUUGCAUUGAAAAUACCUGGCUUCUGUGGGUGUGAGGCAGGACUACCUGAAUAGAUACUUAUUUUCUUGCUCCAGAGCUGUCAGACUCAAGCAGUGGCUGGGCUUUAGGUGACUUGGUGACGUUCCCUGGCUCUAGGGUAGCUAUGGAGUAAUCGGAAUCACCGUCUGAUUUCAGCAAUUGCACUUCUCAGAGUUGAGCAAUGAGGCUAAGGAGAAAAGGGAUGGCUGGAACAAGUUUGAGGCGGGAAGAGGAGAAAGGUCUUCAGCCCCUUGGGCACACAGAGGCAGCACUGUCGGCCCCCACCCAGAGAAAGUAAAGCAUGACUUGGAGAUCCAGAGUCUGCCAGACCCCAGGGCAGUCUCUCAGGAGAUGAGGGAGGAGUGGGGCGGAACAGCGCAGCUGCUGUGUUUAUGACACAUCUUCCUCCAUGGACUCCUCAGGACCCUUCAACCUUAAUAUUUGAGGCGCAUUCUCUAGAAAUAGUCUUUGUCCACUGUCUGAGAUGGGUGGGAACAGAGGAGUAGGAGGUGUUGGCUUUUUUUAGGCUAGAAGGUUAUUGGUUUAUUUAAGUGCAUUUGCUUUGGUUUUAGCGUUGUGAGGAUAAUUAAUUUAUGUAUGACCCUCCUUAGACCUGUAAAUAUGUAUUGGUACCAACUGUACAGCAGGCCCUGUGCUGUCCACCAGCAAAAUAACAGUGAAUGAAAACAUCUCUGCUCUAAAGUAGAUAUUCUCCCCAGCCCUUCCCAGCAUGGUCUGGAAGGGAACAGCAGGAUAUUCAGACAGUGCCUUAGCAAGGAGGGACACAGAGUGGUGCGUUCGUGUCAAACACUGGUGUGCAGAAGGUAGGGAGUCCAGGAGGGCUUCAUGGAAGAGGGAGACUUGACUGCGCCUUGAGAUGUCUGGAAGGAGUACAGAGGGCUCUUCAGGAGUCAGAACAAACAGGUCCGGGCUCUGUUUCCCUGUGAGAAGCCGCCUCGGCCCACCGAGAUGUCCCGGCACCAUAGCCGCUUCGAAAGAGAUUACCGGGUGGGCUGGGACCGCCGCGAGUGGAGCGUCAACGGGACGCAUGGGACCACCAGCAUCUGCAGUGUCACCUCGGGGGCCGGUGGCGGCACAGCCAGCAGCCUCAGCGCCCGGCCCGGCCUCCUGCCGCUGCCCGUGGUGCCCUCCCGGCUGCCCACCCCUGCUACAGCUCCUGCUCCCUGCACCACCGGCAGCAGCGAGGCCAUCACCAGCCUCGUGGCCAGCUCUGCGUCUGCGGUCACCACCAAGGCUCCCGGCAUCUCUAAAGGGGACAGUCAGUCCCAGGGACUGGCGACCAGCAUCCGGUGGGGGCAGACGCCUAUCAAUCAGUCCACACCCUGGGACACUGAUGAGCCACCCUCCAAACAGAUGAGAGAGAGUGACAAUCCAGGCACAGGGCCAUGGGUGACCACGGUGGCCGCCGGGAACCAGCCCACCCUGAUCGCACACUCCUAUGGAGUGGCCCAGCCUCCCACCUUCAGCCCGGCUGUGAACGUCCAGGCCCCGGUCAUUGGGGUGACCCCCUCACUGCCUCCCCACGUGGGGCCCCAGCUCCCGCUGAUGCCAGGCCACUACUCGCUCCCUCAGCCGCCCUCUCAGCCACUGAGCAGCGUGGUGGUCAACAUGCCUGCCCAGGCCCUGUAUGCCAGCCCUCAGCCCCUGGCCGUGUCCACACUGCCCGGUGUGGGGCAGGUGGCCCGCCCAGGACCCACCGCUGUGGGCAACGGCCACAUGGCAGGGCCCCUGCUGCCUCCACCACCGCCAGCCCAGCCGUCCGCCACUCUCCCCAGUGGUGCCCCUGCCACCAAUGGGCCCCCCACAACCGACUCGGCCCACGGGCUGCAGAUGCUGCGGACCAUUGGCGUGGGGAAGUAUGAGUUCACCGACCCGGGGCACCCCAGAGAAAUGUUGAAGGAAUUGAACCAGCAACGCAGAGCGAAAGCGUUUACAGACCUGAAAAUUGUUGUUGAAGGCAGAGAGUUUGAAGUCCACCAAAAUGUUCUAGCUUCCUGCAGCUUGUAUUUCAAGGACCUGAUUCAAAGGUCCGUGCAAGACAGCGGCCAGGGCGGCCGGGAGAAGCUGGAGCUCGUCCUGUCGAACCUGCAGGCAGACGUCCUGGAGUUGCUGCUGGAGUUUGUCUACACGGGCUCCCUGGUCAUCGACUCGGCCAACGCCAAGACACUGCUGGAGGCGGCCAGCAAGUUCCAGUUCCACACCUUCUGCAAAGUCUGCGUGUCCUUUCUCGAGAAGCAGCUGACGGCCAGCAACUGCCUGGGCGUGCUGGCCAUGGCCGAGGCCAUGCAGUGCAGCGAGCUCUACCACAUGGCCAAGGCCUUCGCGCUGCAGAUCUUCCCCGAGGUGGCCGCCCAGGAGGAGAUCCUCAGCAUCUCCAAGGAUGACUUCAUCGCCUACGUCUCCAACGACAGCCUCAACACCAAGGCUGAGGAGCUGGUGUACGAGACAGUCAUCAAGUGGAUCAAGAAGGACCCCGCGACACGCACACAGUACGCGGCUGAGCUCCUGGCCGUGGUCCGCCUCCCCUUCAUCCACCCCAGCUACCUGCUCAAUGUGGUUGACAAUGAAGAGCUGAUCAAGUCAUCAGAAGCCUGCCGGGACCUGGUGAACGAGGCCAAACGCUACCAUAUGCUGCCCCACGCCCGCCAGGAGAUGCAGACGCCCCGAACCCGGCCGCGCCUCUCUGCAGGUGUGGCUGAGGUCAUCGUCUUGGUUGGGGGCCGUCAGAUGGUGGGGAUGACCCAGCGCUCGCUGGUGGCCGUCACCUGCUGGAACCCGCAGAACAACAAGUGGUACCCCUUGGCCUCGCUGCCCUUCUAUGACCGCGAGUUCUUCAGUGUAGUGAGUGCAGGGGACAACAUCUACCUCUCAGGUGGGAUGGAAUCAGGGGUGACGCUGGCUGAUGUCUGGUGCUACAUGUCCCUGCUUGAUAACUGGAACCUCGUCUCCAGAAUGACAGUCCCCCGCUGUCGGCACAAUAGCCUCGUCUACGAUGGGAAGAUUUACACCCUCGGGGGACUUGGCGUGGCAGGCAACGUGGACCACGUGGAGAGGUACGACACCAUCACCAACCAAUGGGAGGCGGUGGCCCCUCUGCCCAAGGCAGUACACUCUGCUGCAGCCACAGUGUGUGGCGGCAAGAUCUACGUGUUUGGUGGGGUGAACGAGGCAGGCCGAGCUGCCGGCGUCCUCCAGUCUUACGUUCCUCAGACCAACACGUGGAGCUUCAUCGAGUCCCCAAUGAUUGACAACAAGUAUGCCCCCGCUGUCACGCUCAAUGGCUUCGUUUUCAUCCUGGGCGGGGCUUAUGCCAGAGCCACCACCAUCUACGACCCUGAGAAAGGAAACAUUAAGGCGGGCCCAAACAUGAACCACUCUCGCCAGUUCUGCAGUGCUGUGGUGCUUGAUGGCAAGAUUUAUGCAACUGGAGGUAUUGUCAGCAGUGAAGGGCCCGCGCUGGGCAACAUGGAGGCCUACGAGCCCACAACCAACACAUGGACCCUCCUCCCCCACAUGCCCUGCCCUGUGUUCAGACACGGCUGCGUCGUGAUAAAGAAAUAUAUUCAAAGCGGCUGACAUCAGCAGAAAGCCCACGAUAAGACUGUGGACAAGUCUGGUGAGGCAAGUGCCACGCAAUGAUAAUUUUCCAGCGACACCAACAAGAGGCCAACAAAACACAAUCAAGGAACUCACUGCGCUCAACAUGUUGAAUAUUCUCUACAUUGAAUGUAGAAAAUCAUCCUCGCCUUUGGAUGAAACGGAGGCACCGCGCUUGGAGCCGCAGGAACCACGAUCCCGCCACGGGGCUGGCUGCCUCCUCAACAGGGGCGCUCGCUCUGCCAGGUGCAAUAGAGUUUCACGUAUUUUUCAACUGGGAGAGAGAAGCUGUUUUUUCCUUCCUGCAGAGCAAGCUUGAUCCCUAAACAACCAUAGAUCAGUUAUCUUAUGACAACAUUAGGCAUCAGGCUCUCUUGGAAUAAGAUCAAAGUGUCCUUAUCACUUUGAUUCCUACUUUUGUUUUUUAACCGAUCUACACUUUCAGUGGCCGACAGAAAACGAGGGACAAUACUGUGCAUCACAAGGCCUAGGAGGCUGCUGGUCCCCACUGGGGCUGAAGAGAAGCCCAGCUGCCCACGCGGAGCCAGGGGUGGCAGCUGUGGGACAGCCGGGGAGUGGGGACAGCGGUCUGUCCUUCACAGGUUUUUCUACUGUGUUUUUGCUGGAGAAGGACAGUGAUUACGCUAGCUUUCUCUUACCCAGUAUGAAUUAUUUAGAUUUCUGAGGCAUUUUCUUGAUAAACAAAAGGCUAUUUUUAAGUACUGAGAGGAGGAGCAGGCCACAAGAGGGAUAAUGUUGUGGGAAUUCCCAAAGCUCUUUGUAGGUAGUGCCAGAGGGGGGGCUUUUGCUCUCAUUUUUCUAUGUGCAGAAUAGAGGAUCUCUCCUGGGGUGGGCGAUGCCCCCAUUUUAUUUUUAGAAAAAGUAACUCCCAGACAGCCCCAUAAAAGCUGUGCCCAAGGAAGAAGAGUCUGCUCUAGAAGGAGCCCGGUUCUGGCUCAGGACACCGGCCCAGCUCCCUCCAUGAGGUCAAGCUGAGGACCAGGCCAGUGGGAAGGGAAGGAGGGAGAAUAAGCGUCUAUAAAGCACAGGAGACUAUUUUUGAUAUUCAUAGCUAUAUAUUAAGGCACCUGCCACAAGAGCUCUCAGGAUGGGGACAGCCUUCUUAGUGGAGCCAUGGCAGCAAGGCCUGAGGGCAUGAGCAGAACCACUCUUCUUGUCACAUACGAACCUGAGAAAAGGGAAGCCAGGAGGGAGGUCACACCAUGGCUCAAAAGGGAAAGGCCUUCCCGCUUGUCCUUAGCCCCUCAAACCUCACACGGUCAACAGUUUCCAUUCCAGGGCAGGAGAAUGCUGCCGCCACCGCUGCCGCCACUGCGCUGUUGAGUUGAAGUUGGUACCAAAUACACAUUUACCACUUUUAUAUCUGGGAAGUCAACUUGCCAUCGUUUCAUGAUAACAACCAUUUAUAAGAGAAAAAGACAGGACACGCUUUCCAUCGUUCAGUAUUUGAUGACACAAAAUUCCAGUUCUAACGUUGGGCAUCAACUUCUAGCACUACGAGUGUGGCUCCCACUUGGACAAGAUACCGAGCUUCGUUAUGCAGUUUUUAAUAUUAUUUAUUAUUUUAAAAAGUAAUAAGCACAAAACUACAUACAUUGUAUGUCAUUUAAAGUAUUUAUGUCAAACAGGGUGCAAGUGUGAACCCAAGGACUGGAGCACAAAUUCCUAACUGCCUGGGGCAGGGCUAAUGUUAGCAUUGGUGUGCGUCUGCCUCCAAAGGAGGUUCUAGUUGUCAGCGAGACUCAACACAGAUGACAUUGAAAUUCCGUUUCUCUCCUCAUCUAUCACACUGGAGCAAAACUGGCUAUUUCUGUGAAUGAUAUAAAACAGGGUUCUCUGUAAUAGUAUUGUACAUAGUAUAUGUUUAUUGUUAAGUUCUUGUUAUAUUAUAAUAAAUAUAUUUAUAGAUCUAGA
This is a messenger RNA of Pan troglodytes (chimpanzee), 29283 nucleotides long. It is a transcript of the gene KLHL29, whose product is annotated as kelch like family member 29. The record is from RefSeq and is a predicted model, not a curated record. Gene Ontology annotation, molecular function: protein binding. NCBI's taxonomy places the organism in Eukaryota, Metazoa, Chordata, Mammalia, Primates, Hominidae. The transcript has 13 exons. Bases 24700 to 27327 code for a protein of 875 amino acids.